AUGCCUAUGAAAACUGACUUUGUGAACGGAAGAGAUCUCAAGGUGGGAUCUGUCUUCAUUCCUGCUGGCGAAACAUCUUCGUUCUACAAAGUGACAGACAUCAAUAUUUCCAAGCCCGGAAAACACGGCUCUGCCAAGAGUAUGAUUACUGCCAAGAAUAUUGUUAAUGGAAAGACGUAUACCAACACAUACCUCGAUUCCAGUGAUAAAGUAUGCCAGAUUCUUGAUUUUGGAUAUAUCUAUAAGGUUAUAUACGAUAAGAAAGGCUCUGAGCUUCUAGUAAACCUCGAGACUGGAGACUGUCUCUACUACCAAUCCUUCGCUAAAGAGGACCAGCAAAGAGUAGAGGAUGAAUUUACCAAGUUUGUUGAUAAGGGAGAAGGGCUUGUUAAUUCCGAGGGAUCCCCACUUGUUGUCAAGUACAGUGAGCUUGUAGACACUAACAAUAAUAUUACUUUGAUGUUUUGGGAACUUUUGUAUAUCAAGCCAGAAGAUUUGCCCCGAUACGGUGUCAAUGAUUAUGUGGCAGCUUAA
This is a messenger RNA of Vittaforma corneae ATCC 50505, 534 nucleotides long. RefSeq lists its product as uncharacterized. Gene Ontology annotation, biological process: positive regulation of translational termination; positive regulation of translational elongation. Gene Ontology annotation, molecular function: translation elongation factor activity; ribosome binding; RNA binding. Lineage: Eukaryota; Fungi; Microsporidia; Nosematidae. The record is from RefSeq and is a predicted model, not a curated record. The transcript has a single exon. Bases 1 to 534 code for a protein of 177 amino acids.